GCCAGGGUUAAUUGGAUCUUGUGGAGUCUGCCUACCCUAGUUUGGCACGUGCUCACCGAAAAUAUUUUAACAGGGUUUUUCGAGACCAGUCUACAGACAGAGGACGAUCUUUCUAUUGGCGAGUGGUGAUAUGUCAAUCGCAAGCCACUGCUAGUACAUUAGGACAAGGAUAACGGGCAUUUGUAUUACAUAGACCCGUAUCCCAGUUUUCGAGACGACAGAGAUGCGUCUGACUGCAGUCACUGCCACACACCUGGUGGCACUGAUCCUAUGCGUUGAAAAGGUGACCAGCAAGUGCACCAAGACUUGCGCUUCAUGCGUGCCAUGCAGAAGGUCAUGCGGGCCUGACGAAGUGGCCAGCCCAGUAGGGGUGCGGCAACAGGACAACUUUUGCAAGCCGAAGCUGACGAACCCGAGCGAGCUGAACAAGCUGAGGGAGUGCUUGUGCAAGCCAGGUUACCUACGGAACGCGUGGGGGAAAUGCGUACGCAAGGAGGACUGCUACAGUUGCCUCCACAAAGCGAACAUGGAUUUCAACUACUGCUCCUCAUCCUGUCCCACAGACCUGCUGGGGUGCUCGAGCACCGAAACUGCAGCAUUCUAUGCGUUAGAGGCUGCGCCUGCGCGCCGGGAUACAGCAGGCUCUCUCCAGGAGGACCAUGCGUACGCCCCGACCAGUGCCCCAUCGGUUCUCCGGCGCCCGCUCCAACAUGUCCCGGCCCUCAUCAAAUCUACACAGCUUGUCCGUCCCCGUGUCCUAUUACGUGCGCUAACCUGAAAAAUCCACCCACAGCGUGUCCCGCUAUCUGCGGUGACCGUCACUGUGUUUGCGUACCUGGAUAUCUCGCUGUGCAGGAAAAUCCCCUAAAGUGCGUGCGCAUCGACGAGUGCCCUGGCCAUGAAUCGUCGAGAUGCCGGGGCCGUCACCAGACGUACACGACUUGUAAACCGCGCUGUCCAGCUACCUGCGCUUCUAAUGCUACCAGAAUCUGCCUUGCGGGAUGCGCGGGCGAAGGCUGCGUCUGCAAGACGAGGUUACGUCAUCCUCAGAGAAAAUCCUUUGACGUGCGUACGUCGCCACGACUGUCCAGCCAAGCCCAUGAUGUGCACCGGUCACGGUCAAGUGUUCACGACGUGCAAAUCACGCUGCCCGCCCUCGUGCUGGGACAGUGGACCUCAAGUAUGCACGGCCGACUGCGCUGGUCAGGGUUGCGAGUGCAGGCAAGGCUUUGUGCAGUUGCAAGCCAAACCUUUAGUCUGCGUCCGGCGCGACAAGUGUCCCUCUCCCCCAUUGCAGUGUUCAGGCGAAAAAUCAGGUUUAUACGCGUUGCAGGUCACCCUGCCCUGCGACUUGCGCUGCACUUUGGUGUUCCUCGUGUCUGCGGUAAUAAGUGUGCGGGUGAAGGGUGCGUCUGUAAGGAAGGAUUUGUUAUGCUGAAGGAAAGACCUCUCAAAUGCGUUCGUCCCGACCAAUGCAUUUCGGACUGCGGAAAAAUGUGCAGCGACAAACCAGGUGUACUCGCGAUGCAAAUCUCGGUGUCCCGAGACAUGCGACGAACCCGGACCUCGCAGAUGCACCAAGGAAUGUGCUGGUGUUGGAUGUGUUUGCAAACCAGGCUUUGUACAGCUGUACGAGCAACCGCUUUUGUGCGUCCCUCGCGGCCAGUGUCCAGUGAAGCCAGAACAGUGCAUUAGGGGCGAAUCAAGUGUACACAUCUUGUAAAUCGAGCUGCCCCGACACUUGUGAAGAUCGCAAUCUAGGUCCACGUGUGUGCACCGCCAAUUGCGCUGGUCAAGGAUGUGUCUGCAAAGAAGGUUACGUUGUGUUAAGCGCUAACCCACUGGUCUGCGUCCUGCGACAGCAAUGCCCACCCAAGCCAACACCGUGUACCGGUGCUAACCAAGUGUACACGAACUGCAAGUCGCGCUGCGUAGGAAACAUGCGCAGAUAGUGGACCAAAGACAUGCACGCUUGACUGUGCAGGUGAUGGAUGUGUCUGCAAAAAAGACUACGUUCAAUUACAGGAUAACCCACUUAUAUGUGUCCGCCGUGAUCAGUGCCCAUCGAGACCACAGCAGUGCCCUGGUGCUAAUCAGGU
Messenger RNA from Rhipicephalus microplus (southern cattle tick), 2099 nucleotides. Its product is annotated as zonadhesin. The record is from RefSeq and is a predicted model, not a curated record. NCBI's taxonomy places the organism in Eukaryota, Metazoa, Arthropoda, Arachnida, Ixodida, Ixodidae.